Theobroma cacao (cacao) is the source of this 2033-nucleotide messenger RNA. RefSeq names its product IQ-domain 3 (gene IQD3). Gene Ontology annotation, molecular function: protein binding. The record is from RefSeq and is a predicted model, not a curated record. NCBI's taxonomy places the organism in Eukaryota, Viridiplantae, Streptophyta, Magnoliopsida, Malvales, Malvaceae.
GCUGUCUUUGAAAGCCUUUGUUUUAGCAAGAUCUGCUUCCACUUCUCUCUCUGUGUGGUCAUAAGAGACGCGUGUUGAAUCUCUUUGGAUUUUUCUUUUUUCUUCUUCUCAUUUUGAUUCUCUAUAGGAAAGAAAGAAAGAGAGAGAGAGAGAGAGAAUAAAAGAAAAAGUUCCCAUCUUUGAACAGAGAUCUGGGAAUUUUCCCAUGCACAGAAGAAUUAUUGACAGAUGGGAAAAAAAGGAGGCUGGUUCUCUGCUGUGAAGAAAGUUUUGAGCCCUGAGUCCAAGAAAGAUCAGAGAACUCCAAAAUCAAAGAAGAAAUGGUUUGGGAAAAGCAAGGACUUGGGGCCAGUUCCUUUGCCUGAAGAAACUGAAGUGACUGCUCCUCCUCUUCCUCCUCCCACUGAAGACGUCAAAUUAGCAGAAGCUGAAAAUGAACAGAGCAAACAUGCCUACUCCGUGGCUCUUGCCACGGCCAUGGCUGCAGAGGCGGCGGUUGCAGCUGCUCAGGCGGCUGCUGAAGUUGUCCGCCUCACUUCUGUACCACGCUACCCGGGAAAGUCAAAGGAGGAAAUAGCUGCCAUCAAGAUUCAAACUGCAUUUAGAGGAUACUUGGCUAGACGAGCUUUGCGAGCUUUGAGAGGGUUGGUGAGGCUGAAAUCAUUGAUCCAAGGGCAAUCUGUCAAGCGGCAAGCAACUAGUACAUUAAGAUGCAUGCAGACUCUUGCUCGUGUGCAGUCUCAGAUUCGUGCGAGGAGGAUUAGAAUGUUAGAAGAGAACCAGGCUCUUCAGCGGCAGCUGCAACAGAAAUGUGAGAAGGAGCUCGAGAAGUUGAGAGCUUCUAUGGAAGAAGACUGGAACGAUAGUACACAGUCCAAGGAGCAAAUUGAUGCAAGACAACAGAAUAAGCAAGAAGCGGCCAUGAGAAGGGAAAGAGCAUUGGCUUAUGCAUUCUCUCACCAGCAAUCGUGGAAGAACUCUUCAAAGUCAGUGAAUCCAACAUUUAUGGAUCCAAAUAACCCCCACUGGGGUUGGAGUUGGUUAGAGAGAUGGAUGGCAGCCAGGCCAUGGGAGAAUCGAAGCACAACAGACAACCAUGACCGUGGCUCAGUUAAAAGUAUGGGUGCCCGUUCAAUGUCUAUAGGUGAAAUCAGCAGAGCUUAUUCUCGAAGAGAUCUUAACAAUGAUAAUAAGCCAUCUCCAACCCCCCCAAAAUCAAGUCGACCUCCCAGCCGCCAAUCCCCUUCAACUCCACCCUCCAAAGCACCUUCUAUUUCAUCAGUUUCUAGUAAAAUAAAACUGCCAAGCCCAAGGGGGAGCCAAUGGGGAGGUGAUGAGGACUCAAGGAGCAUGCUCAGUGUCCAGUCUGAGCGCUACAGGAGACACAGUAUUGCCGGCUCAUCAGUGAGAGAUGAUGAGAGCCUUGCAAGCUCACCUGCAGUUCCGAGUUACAUGGCACCAACACAGUCAACAAAGGCCAGGUCCCGGUUGCCAAGCCCAUUGGGAUUAGAGAAAAAUGGGACACCGGAUAGGGGAUCGGCAGGCUCUGCAAAGAAGCGGCUCUCAUUCUCUCCAUCCCCAGCUGGGAAUAGGAGACACUCUGGUCCUCCCAAGGUGGAUAUCACCCCUGUUAAGGAUAUUAAAAUGCACAAAGAAGAGAAACUGAGCAACGGAGGAGGCAGGUAAUACGGUGGAAACAAAAGAACUUCGGGUUUAAAUACAAAUCCAGAAAACAAAGAAGAAAUCGAAUAAAACAUGUCCUCUUGGUCUUCCUUAGCAACUGCUUCCUGAUAAUAGCUGCAACAACAAGAAGGGUGAAUAAAAUGGGGAGGUGGGAGGGUUUCCACUCAUAUAUCCACACAUAUGCUGGUGUCUUUGUGAUCUUGUUCCUCUUUUGCUCAUCUACCUCUCUUCUUUGAGUUGUUAUUUAGGAUUGGUUUUGGGGUUGAAGAUUAGUUUAUGAUGUGUUUGUUUGUGUUGUAUCAUGGACAAAGAUUCAAUAAUUCUAAUAUAUUCUUUUCUUUUUUCUUCUU